This is a messenger RNA of Hyaloscypha bicolor E, 1617 nucleotides long. RefSeq names its product Dor1-like protein. The record is from RefSeq and is a predicted model, not a curated record. The transcript has a single exon. Gene Ontology annotation, cellular component: COG complex. Gene Ontology annotation, biological process: cytoplasm to vacuole targeting by the Cvt pathway; intra-Golgi vesicle-mediated transport. Lineage: Eukaryota; Fungi; Ascomycota; Leotiomycetes; Helotiales; Hyaloscyphaceae. Bases 67 to 1530 code for a protein of 487 amino acids.
GUACAACACAACGCAACAUAUCACAGACCUCACAACGGACAACGGAGAAGUGGACUACUGCUCAACAUGGCAGAUCCACUCUAUGAGCUCUUGGUCCCCUAUUUUGACACGCCAUCACCUCGACCUGUACCGACCUCCGAUGAUCCAACCACCAAUGCCUACCUGAACCGCCUCACCGCCCUCCCGCUAUCUUCAUUGACAAGUACUGAGCCACAAUCCCUUUCGCAGACCACUCACUCUCUCCUCCUCUCCCUCCAAUCCCUCUCCAAGCGCUCCCAUAAAUCCAUAAUCGAUUCCUCCACACAUCUCUCAACGUUGAGCACAACUCUCCCCACACUUGCACAAUCGACGGCCUCACUUCGAGACGCCCUCCCCAAACUCGACGAUGCCGCCAUCCACUUCAGCGAAACCUACAAUAUACGCGCAGAGAACGCCCUGCUCGACCGGCGAAGAAAGGCCCUCCUCCUAUCCCGCAACAUUGACCGCCUCGCGGACAUCCUCGACCUCCCCACCCUACUAUCCUCCGCAAUAUCUACAUCCAAUACUGCCUCAGCAUCUGCGGCAACUUCUGGAGCAAGUUCCAAUGCUACAUUAAACUACGCCUCAGCAUUGGAUUUGAACGCACAUAUCAGACGUCUGCAUGGCUUAUACCCAGAGUCACCGCUCAUUUCGAGCGUGGAGAAGCAGGCGGGGGAGGCGAUGCAAGAUAUGGCCACAAAUCUCAUUGCAAGCUUGAAAACAAAUUCAUUGAAGCUGGCAGGUGCAAUGAGGACGAUAUCCUGGUUACGGCGUGUAGCGCCAGAGCUCGAUCCGACACCAUCUUCUUCAAAUAUUGCAUCUGCAAUGAAUCCCAUUGAACGGGCCGGGGGAGGGGGAGGGGGAUCCAAGGAAGGAAGUCUGGGGUCAUUAUUCUUGGUCUGCAGACUAGCGAAUUUACAACAAAUGCUAGGAGCUUUGGAGCCAUUGCGAGAAUUGGCAGAUCAAGAGACGUUACGGCUACAAGAGUCCAAGCCCGACAAGACGGAGUCAGGAAAAGAGAGAAGUAAGUGGGAGGGUGGCCAACAGACAGAGAGAUACCUGAAGCGCUACAUUGAAAUUUUCCGUGAACAAAGCUUUGCGAUUAUUUCUAUGUACAGAAGCAUAUUCCCUCCGACCACAAAUGUUCAUGAAGAGAGUUUACUGAAGGGAAUGGGAAUGGCACCGGCGGAAGAAGAUCCGUUGAUGCCGUUGCCCAGUGCGCUGGGGACGUUCCCGUUGACAUUGGUAGGCAUGCUCGAAGAGACACUGAGGAAAUAUCUCCCAAAUGUGAGGGAUAGGAGUAGUCGGGACAGCUUGCUCACGCAAGUUUUGUAUUGCGCAGGGAGUUUAGGGAGAUUAGGUGGGGAUUUCAGCAUGAUCCUCGCAGUCCUCAACGAGCCAAAAGAAACCGAGGAGGAAAAUGAAGAUAGCGAAGAAUGGGUAGAAGUGAUCCGAAAGCAUAGAGUGUUGGCAGGUAGAUUAGAACUGAUGGUUGGGUCACGAGAAUCAUAAGGCUUAAAUGAACUAGACAAAAUAGAAAAGAUAAUAGAUAUUCAUGAAAGCAAGGCUUGAGUCUCAAUCCCAGAAGGAAAGCCAAGC